CGCCGUGUGUGGAAUCGCCGCCUGGAUUUCGUGGUGCCCAGCGAAGGAGGGAGGCUGUGGUGCAAAAAACGCCCUGUGGCCGCUCUGCGGGUUGCUGUGCCUCUUGCCACGCUUCACUGCUGAAAUACACGGACCUUAAAACAUCUAAGGACAGUAUGUCUGAAAAGCAGAAAAUUAAGAGGAGAAGCAAAGAAGGUUGUGGAGCUGUUGUUGCUCUUCAAAAUGCAGAUAAGAUAAUGAAAGAAAUUCAUGAUUCAUACAAAGAUCUAGGAAAAAAUAGCCAAAUAACACCAGCAGCCAGACUGCAGUCAGAUAAACAAGUGGCAUGUUGUCAAAGUAAAAAGCAGUUAACAUUACAGAUGGGACAGCACACCUCUCUACCUUUCUUGCUGAAGAAAGAGAGCAAAAGACACGGCUUUGACUUCAGCUUUCUGCUCCAUGUCUCAUGCCCAAAAUCCAACACUACAAAAUCUUUUAAGGAUUUCGGUGCCUUCCAGAUAAUAAAAGCACAUAUGCAACAAAGGUUAAAUAUAACAAUACUAGAAGACAGGAACAAGAGGUCUGAGCUUCAUUUGCCACCAGUGACAUUUCAGCCUGUAAGAACAAUUCAUCUUCCUCCUCUAGAUGAUAUUUUUGUCUGUAAGCACACCAAGAUCAGAAAUAUUUUGAAUAUUAUGAACUCUAUUUCUCAGCCUAUAAAAUCAGCUACUAAAUUUUAUCAGUAUCAGUUAGACAAUAUAGUAAAAAGACAUGCUGAAAAGUCUUCAGGUGUGAUUGUGGCUACUAUUUCUGAUAAGUUCACUCCAACAAAGGGCCUGUACUGCUUCAGCAAGAAUAAAUAUUAUAAGUACCCCAGUGAUAAGAAAGAAGAAAUUCAAAACAAUUUGAAAUGGACAGAAGCUGAGAUAGCUGCCAAUAUGGAAAAGAAUGACCAGAAGAAGUCUCAGUUUUCAGUGGCUUGUGAGAAUGUAGAUAUUAUGACCCAAGACAGUUUUUGUGAUGAUAAUCUUUUUUACCUGAGCUCAAGUAAUACUGUGAUAAACUGUGGAAUAUUUACAGCUCUGUGUCAUAUGUCAAACAACACAGACCUUUUAAGAGCUGGCAAGAAGGAAGAAAGAGUGGAGAAUUCCUAUAGAACUGGUAUAGAAGAGAAUAUUACAGAGAUGUCGCUGGAUUGUAGACCAUGUGAAGAGGCUGAGAGUGUACUCUUCAUUCUUGGUGAUCGUAAUUUAGAUUCUUCAUGUAAAAAUGAAGUGAUUGAGUCCUGCCAUGUCUUUGAAGAUCAUUCUGUAGCUGCAGUAAUUCCUGGAGUAGAAGUGCAAGGUUGUUCUGGAAAACAAACAGAAAAUAAUGUUUGUCUUCUCAAAUUUGAAAUGGAAAAAGAAGCAAUGUCAGAAGUGACUGCAAAAGGUCAAAGUGAGCUCGUUCCUGUUGUCCAUGUUACGUUCCCUGAACAAGAGCCAUGUAAGAAACCACACAUCGCUAAACAUCCUGCCAGAAAAAGGAGCACCAUCCGUAGCCUGCCUCCUCAUAACAGUCAGAGCUUCAACAUUCUUGCUCGCAAAGACAAUGACAAAUGUGAGAUAAAGAUGAAUAGAAAGAAAUGUUCAUCAAAAUCUAAAAUGAGUAGCAAGAGAAGGACACCUGAAGGCUUAGUUGUUUCUGAUGAGAUUUCCAUAAAACAUAGUACACAAAAAAUGAAUGCCAAGAGGCAGAUUUUUCCAUCUUUGCAACUGCCAUGCGUGGAAUCUGAGACUUUCCUGAAGUGUCAAAAAAAAAUACCUCAAGCCAACAAAUGUCAUUUUCUUCAGAGUGCUCAGAAACUUAAAAAGCAAAGUUCCUCCUGCAGUUGCAAAAAUCUAGUUAUCUCAAAGAAACCUGUUACUCCGCUUUCUCUACAAUAUGCACAAUGUGCUUCACAUUUUGUACAACUGAAAUACAGUGAUAUGUUCAAGAAAAUAAAUUCAAAUGACAAAGGCCCAGAUGUUUAUGAAAUGUUUGGAACUCCUGUCUAUUCCCACAUGCGUGAGCUUGACCAACUUGAGAACAGUUUUUACAGAGAUGUUUGUUCUGCUCCACCUGGAGGAUGCACUGCUUGCACCUGCAGUUCUACCUGCAUUAAAAGAAGAGACAGCAGCCGAAUAAGAAAUACUCAAAAGAGAACACAUUGUAAGCCAAAGAAGACCAUAUCUGGCACUAAACAAAAGCAGAAAGGCUUACGUGCAAACAACAAAAGUAUUGAAUUGAGUGGUAGCAACACAGAGCAAGAUAAUGUAAUAUCUUCUGGUCCAGAUUGUCAAAUGCAAACUUCAAGUAGCAUGACAUUGUUUCAUGGAGACACAGAUGAGCUUUCACAGUCAACCAAGCAAAACAAAAUUAUUUCAAAUUCAAAGUUAUCAACUAUUAAAGAAGCCUCUUUGGAGCAGUCUCCAGACAGUCAGGAUCUAUCCAACCAUCAGAUAGCUGCUUCCUGUAGCCAGGAUCAGCUCAGUGAUAAAGACCACACAGAAUGUGCUGCUCUAAGUAACAGUUUGUUAACAGCAGACCAGAACAUUUGUGUACCCCCAUACAGAGUGGAUAUGAAUGACUUCAAAGGCCUGGAAUCAGAACACGCCUCCUUAGAGACUGUAAAUCAAGGAGAAGCAUUGCCCUUUUCAGAUAGACUGGACUGUCAAUUCCUUACAAAACAAUUAUGUCACAGUUGGGCAUACACACCUCAAAACAGUAUUUUGGCAAAUGAAUUCACUCAGCCUCCAGUGAUUCCGACAACAAGUGUUACAAGCCCCCAUUUCCAGACAAGUGGAAACAUUUUGUCUUGGGCAGGUGAUAAGGAUGUAACUGAUGAGUUGCUUUGUUGUCUGGCUGCAGAAUUGCUUAUGCUUGAAGAAAAAGACAUCCACUCUUCAAGAACAAAAUACACAGGUUCUAAAAUGCAGAAUACCUAUACUAAAGAAGAAGGAAAUACAAUGAACAGAGAUGGAGAAAUAGUAGAUAAAGAUCUAGAGAAGAGUUACAGAAAAGCCUUUUUGGCUUCAAGUGAAGAAAGUGGACUGCUAAACUUUGAUGAAUCUAUUCAAGUACCAGGAAGCAAUUUAAAUAACAAGGAUACUAUCAUGUGGACAAGAGGUGAAGUCCUUGGAAAGGGAGCCUAUGGCACAGUAUACUGCGGUCUGACAAACCAGGGACAAUUAAUAGCUGUAAAGCAGAUUGUUUUGGAUACGUCAGAUCAGCUGACUACAGAAAAGGAGUAUCAGAAGCUGCAUGAGGAAGUUGACCUUCUGAAGACACUGAAGCAUGUCAAUAUUGUAACUUAUUUAGGAACUUGUCUGGAAGACAACAUCUUAAGUAUUUUCAUGGAGUUUGUUCCUGGUGGCUCAAUUUCCAGUAUUCUUAAUCGUUUUGGUCCAUUGCCAGAAACCGUCCUUUGUAAAUACACAAAACAAAUUCUAGAAGGGGUUGCAUAUUUACAUGACAAUUGUGUAGUACAUAGAGAUAUCAAGGGCAAUAAUGUUAUGCUUAUGCCAAAUGGAAUAGUAAAGCUGAUUGACUUUGGCUGUGCCCGCCGUUUAGCUUGGGUAAGCUUCAGCGGCACACACAGCGAGAUGCUCAAGUCUGUGCAUGGGACUCCAUAUUGGAUGGCACCAGAAGUUAUCAAUGAAUCUGGAUAUGGGAGGAAAUCAGACAUCUGGAGUGUUGGCUGCACUGUAUUUGAGAUGGCAACAGGAAAACCACCGCUGGCUUCCAUGGACAGGAUAGCAGCCAUGUUCUAUAUUGGAGCCCACAGAGGACUGAUGCCUUCCCUACCUGAUCGAUUCUCUGGAACUGCAGUGGACUUCGUCCAUGCAUGCUUAACCAGAGAUCAACAUGAACGCCCUUCUGCUCUGCAGUUGUUGGACCAUCCCUUUGUGAAAGGAAGACAGUGAAUUGUUCAGAACUCUUGUCCAAUAGCAAUAAUCCAGUCAAGACAAUGUAGCAGCUCAUGAGACGAAGCAUCAUCUGAUGAUAUUUAAAACCACGACUUCCACCUACAUCACACUUUGUAUCCAGUUGCGGCUCAUGAGGAUGAAGACACGCAUUUACUACUUUAAUAACAUGUUCGAGUUUCCGUGGCUGUUCUUCCACUUUUGCAGCCAAGAACAAUGCCGUAGGAGAUAUAAUCUGAAGAAGAAAAACACGUACGUUUUUUUACAAACAGGACUUGAAUUUUCAAUGGAGAAUGUAAAUGAGUAAUUAGAAAAGGGUUAGAAGCUGAAUUUUGUUUGUUUUUAAGAAGUUCUGAAAUCAUGCAAGAUGGUAAAAGUAACUCAUCAUGGUUUAAUUUGUAAGUGA
This is a messenger RNA of Numida meleagris (helmeted guineafowl), 4329 nucleotides long. RefSeq names its product mitogen-activated protein kinase kinase kinase 19 (gene MAP3K19). Gene Ontology annotation, molecular function: ATP binding; protein kinase activity. Bases 156 to 3923 code for a protein of 1255 amino acids. Gene Ontology annotation, biological process: protein phosphorylation. NCBI's taxonomy places the organism in Eukaryota, Metazoa, Chordata, Aves, Galliformes, Numididae. The transcript is spliced from 10 exons. The record is from RefSeq and is a predicted model, not a curated record.